AUGGCCUAUUCUCAAGCACACCGCCUUCCUCUGCCAUCCGAUGCCCCCUCCUCCUCCAGCACCGUCAUCGAUCACGCAAGUCUCUCGUUCGUCGUCGACCAAGCCAAGCUGAACCCGGUGUUUGAGGCAUACAAGCUGGUUCAAGAUGCAUCGGCGUCCGCGAGAUCGUACGGCUUGCCGAGUCGGCCACCUCGCCUGACAGAGCUCUAUCAGCCACCACAAGGCCACCAAGAUGGAAAGCUGACGUUCACAGGCUUGGGGUUCAAGGAGACAAAGGAACGAGCUCUGCAUCAAGUGUUGGUCCCUUCUCGCGGCCAGAGGAGUGAGGAGGAGCCCUUCGCGGCGUACAUCGAUGCGAACCGGUUCGUUGUCGUGCUCACGUACGACUCGAUCAAGGAUAAAGUGGUCGGUCACCCGGUGCAUCGUCUCCUCCAACAACAAGGUGCGACGUCGCUGCCGUCGCUAGCAUCGUUAUCGGCAACAGAAUGGCUAGCGAGCAGUGGGGGAAGCUUCAUGCUUAUCAAACUGCAGCGAGUCAUGCUGGGAGAUGGCGGUGUAGUCAGGUGGACAAGUGGCACAGAAGUGCGAUGGAGGAUGCCAUCAGAAGGCACGAUCAAAGCAUGCAGCGAGGCUGGCGGGAGAAUUCGGGUGUUGCUACAGAGCACAAAGACAAUUUCCACGUCCAACGAAAGAAAGGCGAAAGAAGGUAUGCAGGGCCUUGGGUUUCAACCGAAUGCGCAGCAAGUGGCAGACGGCUCCAAGAAGGGUCAGCCAGCACGAAGCACGACAGUCUUCGAAGUGCAGCUGGUCGAGAUCGACGACAGCGACACAGCUCCAGCAACAGGGCCGGACGAACACGAGGGCGAGGGGGCAUCGCGAGAAGUGAAAUUGUUGUGGACUGUCCAAGGCGAAGAACCGCUUAUCACGGCCAAGCUGGACGAGCACGAGACGCUUCUCGGCGCAGAGGCACCUCUCACUAGCCUUAAACGCGCAAGAGUUCGCGCCGACACAGCGACGCAGCCAACAGCAGCUGCUACCUCUCCGAACGUGGUCACGUCUCCUCCAUCAGCAGCUUCGUCUAGAGGCAGACGACGAGCGCCUCACUUUUCUUGGGCUCAGACGGGUGAUACAAUCACAAUCGCCUUCGCACUACCACCUUGGAUCACAAAGUCGCACGUUCGAGCCCACUUCUCCCUCGGUGCACUCAGCCUUUCCUUCACGCAAGAAGCAUCCACCCUGCUCAAUGCUCCAGCCUCGAGUGCAAAGAUCACCGAGAUCGACCACGAAACGGCCAAUGCUGCUACAGCUGGAGAAGACGACGAUCUGAUGCAUGCAGCGCGCAUGAUCGCGUCGGGGCGGUACGUUUCUCGCUCCACAUGGGCUGAGAUCGAUCCAACGGGCAGCGUGUGGACACUGGAGAGGAGUCGAGGGCUGAGCCUCCUGACGCUGCACCUGGAAAAGAAGCACGAAGGCACGCGUUGGAUGCAGGUCUUUGCGAAUCGCACGGGCACCGGCCACCGCAGUCGGAACCGCAACUAUGCCGAGGUGGAGAGCACAACCCAGCUGAGCUUCGCGCAAGCCAGGUCUACAUUCGAGCGAGCUGUCACCGGCGAGUCGAGCAGCAAUGGUCAGGAGAAGACAAGCGACAGGGAAGAAGACGACGACGCGGAGGACAACGAAGACGAUGUGCCCGAGACGAUGGACCCCUCGGAGCUGAUCAGCAUGCUCGAGGGAAUGCAAAAGUACACGGUGGACGAAGAGUCGGUGGGCACAGGCGACGGUUUCGGAAUGGAUCGCACCGGUCUCAGCACCUCUGCUGGACACGCACAGAACAGUGGAGGUACGAGUCUCAGCCUGGACCAGCCUAGCUUGCUGAAAGAGAGCCUCGAAGAAGAGGAUGCCAACGUCGGACGCGCCUUUGUUGUAUCCUCUAUCGACCAUGCUGCUUCGAACAAGAGCGUGAGCGUCCGCAGCUCGAAAGAGGGCGAAACGACCAUCUUGGCCACAGCAUUGCCUGGCGACAGCACUGAGAACGAAGCCGUCGUGAUCAAGCACGACCUCGAUGGUGCCAUCUUUACCACCUCCGCAGCCUCCUGGGACCACGUAGCGACGAUGCCUGCGCUGUCGUUCGUGCUUGCGUCGAAACGGGAUGCUCAGCGAGUACACAUUCACAAGCACUACAAUAGCGCUGAUCAGCCAGCAGAGUAUGUGGUGCUCGCCUUCGAGAGCGCACCUCGAGUCACCGGAUCCGGCAGCACGGCCAGCAACAUCGAGACAGCGGGCAACCUGUUUCUGUACUACUCGCCGUCAUCGUCGAGUGCCAAGACCGCUGCUUCGCGUGUCAUACGUCUUGGUGCGACGGACCAAGUCGAAGAAGAGGAAGGGGAGGAGAGUGCAAGCGGUGCGCUGCUUGGCGUAUGUAGCGUUGGUCUCCCUGGCAUUGCUCGCGACGGCGACGGCGAGAAGAAGCUCGAAGACACGCUGGUCUGCCUCUGCGAGAAUCGAAUCCUGCUGCUGCGCGGCGUUCUGUAG
Molecule: messenger RNA, 2532 nt
Organism: Sporisorium graminicola
Lineage: Eukaryota; Fungi; Basidiomycota; Ustilaginomycetes; Ustilaginales; Ustilaginaceae
Exons: 1
Coding region: 1-2532 (843 amino acids)
Source: RefSeq, a predicted model, not a curated record